Messenger RNA from Paramecium pentaurelia, 1067 nucleotides. The record is from the annotation of a GenBank genome assembly. Lineage: Eukaryota; Ciliophora; Oligohymenophorea; Peniculida; Parameciidae.
AAUGCUUACAGGCAAAGAAGAACAACCCUAAUUGCUUUUGAGAGUAAUGCGCUUAAAAAAAAGUCUAGUCCAAUCGAGGCAAUCAAGAAAGCAAAGAAUUGCCAAAGUAUUUAAGGAGCACAUUUACUGAUACCUAUUAAUUGUAGGAACCAGUAAAAGGAAAAAGAGGCAAGAAAUUAUUGCCUUAAUAUGCAUUUGGAAAUUCUCUAGAGUCGCCUUCUUAUUUCAGAAAUGCAAAUACUUUGAUAUGUAGAGAAAGCUAUGACAAUCCAUUUAUCAAAGUACAAUAGAAACCAAAAAGUAAAUGGGAUUCACUUCGUAGCAAUACAUUGAAUAAUUAUGAUUUCUAUAACAUUUCUGAAUAGAAAUUUAGUAAUCUACCAUCAGAUGGUUUUCAUAAUGUAAGAUUAGUAAAGUAGAAAAUGUAAUAAAUAUAUAAGUACAGUUACAAACCAGAUAAAUAUUGUGUAAACCCCUAAAGUGAAAAAUCAAGAUUAUACUUUUUAGUAAGCAUAUAGAACAUUGUAAAAUACAAGUCAUUUUGGACGUAAACAUGGUGAGCAAUAAUAUUAAUAUAUGAAUAGAAUUAUUUACAGAUUUUAUUGAAAAAAAUGAUAAUUAAAAUGUUUAUGGACAUUUGAAUGAUCGUUAAAGACCUAAAGGACAUUUAAGAGAUGUUAAAAACUUUAGUCUAAAUCCAUAAGUAUAGAAAUUACAACAUAAAUACACAUUUAAUUUCAUGAUUCCAAGUCCAACUCAUAAAUCUCCUAGAAUACAAUAGUUUCCUAAAGUUAAUAUGGCAGAUGAAAAAGUAGAGAAAUAUUUUAAAAGAGAUUAGAAGUAAUAAAUUAUUUAUUUAUUUAGUUUUCUUAAUGCUUUUAGUAAUUCAAUUAUAGCAACAUAGAUAGACAAUAAAAUGAAGAAGAAUAAACAAGAUAGAUAUAAGUAUAUUUUUAUUUAUUAUAUAAAGUGCUGAUCCUGUUGUUUAAGAUUAUUAAGAAAAUGAAAUUGGAUUAAUAGAAGUAUUUGAAAAACAUCUGGAAUUUGAAAAGUAAUAUGGAAAUUGA